UCGAGGGUGACUUGUACAUUACGUUAUGCCUAUUCUAGAAGUACACAGGGAGCUUCUGAAAAGGAAGACGUAAUGGUGUGAUUCCUUGUGUCCUUGCAAUGGUCAUCAUUCUAAUAUUACACGACAAAUUCCACAACCGGGAGUCAGAAUGAAGGGUUGCAAACUCUGAUUUCACGGAUACAUGUAUAAGGCGGGGGCAUCGUCCAUGUGGGCGUCAUGCUGUGGGCUGCUGAACGAGGUAAUGGGCACAGGGACGGUGCGUGGGCAGCAGCCAGGGUUUGGGGCCGGGACGGGGCCCUUCCGCUUUGCCCCCAGCGCCGGGUACUCCACAUAUCCCCCCACCAGCUCAGGGAGUGCAGGUCAGCUCUGCAAGGCCUGUGGACUGGCCUUCUCCGUCUUCAGGCGCAAGCACAUAUGCUCGGACUGUAAGAAAAGUUUCUGCGCCCUGUGCUCGGUGCUGCAAGAGAGCCUCCGCUGCUGCACCACCUGCCACCUCCUGCGCGGAACGGCCUUCCAGAGACCACAGCUCAUGGCGCUGCGCGUUAAAGACCUGCGCCAGUACCUGCUGCUGCGCAACAUCCCCACAGACACCUGCAGGGAGAAGGAGGACCUGGUGGACCUGGUGCUCUGCCACCAGGAAGCUGGAGAAAACACCUUGACACAAGGAGGUGUAGAGGAGGAGGAAGAAGAGGAGGAGGAUGCAGACACAGACAGCCAGCACUCGCUCCCCCACUCCCUCCACGCCUCGCCCCCCUCAGCCGCACACCGCUCCGCCUCGGAGCAGUCGUCUCUCUCCACCUCGGAGCAGUCGGCUCUCUCCACCUCGGAGCAGUCGGCUCUCUCCGCCUCUCAAGGAGACUCUCCUCUCAGCCGGAGUGACAGCUCAGGGACCGUUCAGAACCAGGAGCAUGGGGAAACUCCGACCAUCCCACUCCUUCACCUGGAACCUGCCAGUGACCCUAUCAUAGAGGUCAGUCCAGUGACACAGAGGAGGAUACGGGCCUCUCUAUCUGACCUGGACAACGAAGGGGACAUUGAGAGCCUGUCUGUCCGGCAGCUCAAAGAGAUUCUGGCCCGUAACUUUGUCAACUACUCUGGCUGCUGUGAGAAGUGGGAGCUGAUAGAGCGGGUGCAUCGGCUCUACAGAGAGGACGAACAGAACAGGAAGUCCAUGGAAAAUGUCAGCAACAUCAACAGCAUGUCUGCAGUGGUGUCAUAUCCUCCGCCUAUCUGCAAUGGUGCAGUGGAAGACAGUGUGAAGGCUCAGCUGGCCUCUGAUGACCACCUAUGUCGCAUCUGCAUGGACGCUGUGAUCGACUGUGUGCUGCUGGAGUGCGGUCACAUGGUCACCUGUACCAAAUGUGGGAUGAGGAUGAGCGAGUGCCCCAUCUGCAGGCAGUACGUGGUGCGAGCCGUGCACGUCUUCAAGUCUUAACUCUGCCGUGAGCGUGCAUGUCAGCCAAGGACAUUGAAGCUGUGACGUGGAGUGUGCAUAUGCUUGAAAACCUGAGGGAGUGUGAAUGGUUUUGCAAGUUUCCAAGGACUUAAUGCUGCAGCAGAUGUGCACAUCCUCCAGUCCAAAUGACAUGCAGAGCAGACAGCUUCACACGGCCUGACUUUUACUACAGCUACUAGAACUACAAGAGCUCCACAGGAAACUGCUCUGUCGUGUUUGGACCUCCACUGGCUCCGGGACACUGACUGACCUUCUGUCUUUAGUGUGAUACACACUGAAUUGUUUCACAAAUAACUCUACAAUAUCUUAUUUUACAGCGCUUCAUUUCAAUUAGUUUUUUACUUUUAAUAAACCAUGAUGCGGAAUUGGUCCCAUCAGGGCCAGUAUACUGAAAGGGGACACAGGGCUUGUGCCCCGGGGCCCUGUCCUUCCUCAACCAAAUUUGUAUUAUUACAUUUUUUGGGGUUGUGGGUCAGUGGGCCCCCCAGAUAGCAAAUAUAUUCUCUUAGCCUCAUGAUAAAAUGUGUAGGAGGGGGGAGUGCCUUGAGGUCGGUGCCCCAGGGUUCCAAAUGCAGUAGUCUGGCCCUGGGUCCCAUGGAUACUUGAAUUGGAUAUGUUUCAUGGUGAGUAGGUAUGAGGUGAUCAAGGUGGAGAUCAUUAUGAUAUCCCAGGGUUAGAGUCAAUAUGGUUUACACACUCAUACCACACCAGGCUAUACUAUACGUAUCUCCUUCAAUGUUCUUUAGUAUGUGCGAUAUUAAAAAAGACUUCUAUGUCUGUCUAUGAAACUAGUCUGAGAAACUCAACCAGGUUGCAUGUCUCUGUGUUGUUCCAUUCUACACACACACGGGGAGGGUUUUAGGUGCCAAACUUCAUACCACAACUACAUUACUGAUGUCUGAUUGCUGUUUCUAUGCCAAGUGUCACUCCUCACUUCAGACCAUGCGUUGUAGAUUUGAGCAACAUCCAACCAAAUCAAUAUGUAAACCAUCAAGCUCAGUGAUUGGUUGGAUUGUAGGGAAGCUCUUGAGCCACAUGCUAUGGGUUAUAGGGGCUUCAGUUCAAGGCUGUCCAACCCAUGUUCUCCUUGCAUGUGUUUAGUCAGUCACAAGUGAUAUCACAUUAUGAUUAAUGUCUAUGUUGAUGAUCUUGUUUGGUUUAGAGAAGGCUCCUGUCUACUGUGGUAACAUACCAUACACUGUGGCUGGGUCAUCCCAUGCUUUACGUUCGUAUGCUCUUCGUCGGUGUAUCUUUUAUUAAAGUCUGGCAUGACUGACAAUGUGUCUCUGCUACUUAGCUUAAUUAAGCAAUAUCAUUCCAUUACUUUUCCUAGGUGUGUUGUCCAUUGGCUCAGUGUUCACCUCUUGAAGGCGACUGGUGCUAAUUCCUCUGUUCUGAGCUCAUAUUUAAACGUCUUAUCACAUUGUGGGUUUGUCUUUUAAUAUCUCUUUUCAAGAAAAGAAAAUGAUGCAUAAACUCAGUCUGUUAAGUUUGUUUGUUUAUACAAAUACAACUUCUGUUCUUUCAUAAAAUUAUAUUUAUUCAAAUGUCUAUUGAAAAAAAAAAAGUAUCUACUAAUGCCUGUAGAUCGUUAGACAAAAAGCUUAUUGCUCUAAAAUAAUUGCAUAUGAUAUGUAAGCUAUUGAUAAAUAUUUUUGGGAUGUCUUAAUAUAAUUUAUUAGCAUUUGAUAUUUUAAGAGGUUGAAUUGAAUUUUUUUCAGAAUGUAAAUUCCCUUAAUUUGAUCAAACUAAUAUGACUCCAAUCAAAAACAGAGAGAUCACUGAUCAUGACAUUUCCCCGUUCUCAUUUUAUUUUGGAGCAUUUCUUAUCCUUACCUGCUAGGGGAUUCAAAACCUUAUGAAUAUUUGUACAUCGCUCACGGUGGCAAACACUGUCACUGUGUUUACAUGUAUGUUUAUAAUAAUGCUGCGAUAUCUCAGAUGUCACUUGUAGGCAGCUAUAUGAUGUCAAAGUAUGAUGAGUUAUAGCUAUGAGCACUCUAUGGAAUCCUGGAACUUUGUAUUUUGGAAUGUUGAACAUUUUAUUUUGGUAAUUACAAUAAUUAUUUAAUAGAUUUAAUAAAAUACCGUACCAUAUAA
Salmo salar (Atlantic salmon) is the source of this 3556-nucleotide messenger RNA. Its product is annotated as E3 ubiquitin-protein ligase RNF34. Lineage: Eukaryota; Metazoa; Chordata; Actinopteri; Salmoniformes; Salmonidae. Gene Ontology annotation, cellular component: plasma membrane; cytoplasm. Gene Ontology annotation, molecular function: ubiquitin protein ligase activity. The record is from RefSeq and is a predicted model, not a curated record. Gene Ontology annotation, biological process: protein K48-linked ubiquitination; negative regulation of extrinsic apoptotic signaling pathway via death domain receptors; proteasome-mediated ubiquitin-dependent protein catabolic process.